Messenger RNA from Dioszegia hungarica, 819 nucleotides. RefSeq lists its product as uncharacterized. The record is from RefSeq and is a predicted model, not a curated record. Bases 1 to 819 code for a protein of 272 amino acids. NCBI's taxonomy places the organism in Eukaryota, Fungi, Basidiomycota, Tremellomycetes, Tremellales, Bulleribasidiaceae. The transcript is spliced from 2 exons.
AUGGUGAUGUGGUCCAAUCAAGACCAAGACAGCGACAGCGACGCGCUCGACCCCUACGCCCAGAGCGACGACGACGAGCCCUUCACUCAAGGUUCGGUGGCGGAUGACAGAGCAGGCAAGAGCAGGCAACACGAGCACGUGGACGCCAAUGCGGACAAGCUCCGCAUGAUCGACACGCUGUCGAGCAGGAAGGUCUUGCUGCGUGGGAAGAAGCGCUUCGCUCCGCACUGGGUGGGCAUCCGGUUCUUGGAGAAGGUCCUUGCCGUGUCUGAUACCGAUCCCGAUCCCGAUCCCGGUCCCGAGUCGAGUUCAACGGGGAUCCACGGAUCAGCGCAUCUGGUCAUUGAUACGGAGGCCAAUACCAAAGACGACCGCUUGCUCCGCUUCACAGCCUCUCAAGUCGAAACGGGACUCGCAAAUGGCUCUCUGCGCUACUUGUCGAAUCCCGACACGCUGCCUGCUCAUUCUUCUGCGUCGCAAGAGCAGACCGACACGGGAAAGACUAUACUGGAUGAUGAGCUGGGAGAGACCCAGUACCCAGGAAUGUCGACCUUCCAAGUCGAUCUCACAGAUUUCACACAGGGCUCAGCGGACGGGAGCAAGAGAGAGGCAGUCAGCGGUAUCCGCUCGCGUGCGCGCCUGAAGAUGGACGAGGAGGAUAAUCUGGAGCACAAAAGACUCCUAGCGGAACCUCCGAGCCGUGACCGUACGCUUGCGCUGAAGCGGCUGGGCAAUCGACGGGAGCGUGCCCAGAAGGCUCGAGACCGCGUGGACAGCGAUAGACGGGCUGCGGAAGAGCUAGGGCUCUUGGACGGCUAG